This is a messenger RNA of Cannabis sativa, 1055 nucleotides long. RefSeq lists its product as uncharacterized. The transcript is spliced from 3 exons. NCBI's taxonomy places the organism in Eukaryota, Viridiplantae, Streptophyta, Magnoliopsida, Rosales, Cannabaceae. The coding region runs from base 640 to 1011 and encodes 123 amino acids. The record is from RefSeq and is a predicted model, not a curated record.
GAUCAUUUGGAUCCCAAGAAUCCACAACGGUGUGGCCCAUGAUGUGGCUCAAUGGGCUUGUCGAGCGGAGCAAUUUGGAAGAAUCGACUUGUCCAAUUUUGAGAGAUUCCCACUUCAAUUGGAUGUGGAUGACUGAGUUGAAUCGGUUUAUUACUAUGUUUUUCUUUUUUUUAGUCUAGCUUGCUGUUUCUUUGUGUUGGUUUAAAAAAAAAAAAAAAUACACAAUCCUUCCAUGGUUGUUAGGAUUUUCCAUUUGGAUGGAUAUCUCCUUAAAUUUAGAGUGAGGAUAUAUAGAGGUAUGUUGGGAAGCUAACAGGUGCGCUGCAAACAAGGUAACUACACUUUUAUCAUAACGUCCAUAACAGAUGCCUUAGGUUCAUUUUUUCCCUUUCGUAUGUGUUCUCAACACAACACCCUCAGGUAUGUUUUGGUUUAUGUUGUUGAAUGUCUUAAUACAAACCUAACAAGUUGUGAAAUUGUAAUUACAUAGAAUGGAGUAGUUGUUUUUGAAGUAAUUGUGUUGCCUUAACAUGUGGAAACAAUUUUCAUUGGUAUUUAGUAUUUUGGUUUUACGUAUUUAUCAUAUUAUACAUAUAUGUUGGAAGUACUGGUAGAGUUAACAAUGAGGCUGCAAGCACUAUGAUGCAGAAGUUUUGGGAUGCAGAAGUUCGAUCCAUGUUUGGAGACUUUAUAUGGCAAGGUCACAAGGAUGCUUCAAGAGCAAACUUUGAUCAAGCUGUUAAAGCCUCCCCAGAUGAUUGUUUUGUUUUGGCAUCAUAUGCUCGGUUUCUUUGGGACUAUGAAGAAGAUGAUGAUGAGGAAGAGACAAAUACAGAAUCAUUAACACCCAAUUUAUUUCGGGGAACAACUCUGUUACUUCUUAAGCUCUCUACUUUAGUUCGUGAUCUGUUGUAUAAUAGUCUAUGUACAACUUCCCAAGCCUUUUGUUUAUAUACUUCUUUUAACCCUUUUUGUCAAAGUUUUGGGUGCGUAGACUAUAUUAACCGAUAGCUAUAUAUAUAUAUAUUUUUUUUGUAAAAUAAUGCAUAGAUGAA